Molecule: messenger RNA, 2009 nt
Organism: Acyrthosiphon pisum (pea aphid)
Lineage: Eukaryota; Metazoa; Arthropoda; Insecta; Hemiptera; Aphididae
Product: lanC-like protein 3 homolog
Exons: 4
Coding region: 410-1627 (405 amino acids)
Biological process (GO): peptide modification; carbohydrate metabolic process
Cellular component (GO): plasma membrane
Source: RefSeq, a predicted model, not a curated record
UAUGGACCGACCGGCAAAACACAGAUAAAGAUAUUAUAAUAUUAUAUUUAGAUCACGAUCUCCUAAGACCGUGAUUUAGAUUAUUAAAUUUUAAUAUCAGAAUUAUCUAUACUCUAUAGUAUAGAUAGAUUUCUGCGACUAGCUACUAAUAAUAUUACUUUAUUUACUAUGUAUAUUUUGUUAUGGUAAAAGUAUUUUGUUAAAUUAUAUAGUAUAUUAGUAUGUGCCUAGGCACCUAGUAUUUAGCAGCUAAUAACAAAAUAUAACUUAUAGUGUUUCAUACGAAAUCAACCCUAAAUUCUAAUGCUCAUUGUUCAAUAUAUAAAUGCCGAAUACUUGCAAUAACGGACAUCAGUAGAAAAACAAUUACCUGAGUAAUUUUUUUUUUUAAACUUAAUAAAGUUGGACAAUGUCAAAACGCUAUUUCAAAAAUGUAUUCCUCGAUUGUCAGGAAGUUGAUUCAAGUACAUCUUAUGAUUUUUGGAAAGAUAAUGUGUACCGUCUAAUGGAGCUUGUAAGUCAAAAUACUUCAUCGUCAUCUGAUAAUGACUUGUAUACUGGAACAACUGGAAUCGCAUAUAUGUUUUAUCAUUUAUCUACAUCAGAAGGGUUUAAAAACAAUUCCACUGCUCUAUUGAAUAAAACAGUUGCAGUUUUAAGACUAACGGGAUCACAUUUAUCUGAAAAAUACUCAAGUCAAUUCAUUUGUGGUAAUGCUGGAAUUAAUGCUGUAAAUGCUGCAGUAUAUCACCAAAUUGGUGAUGAGAAAACUGCAGAAAUGUAUUUAGAGCGUUUUAAAAAUGGAUUAGCCAUUUGUAAGCCAAUCAAUUUUUUUAAACCAGGAGGAGACGAACUAUUUGUUGGUCGUGCUGGUUAUCUUUAUGGACUUUUAUGGUUAGAAAAAGUUUUUAAUAGGAAAAUAAUAGCCGACCUAGAUAUAAUUCAACUCUGUUUAACUAUUGUGGAGUCUGGACGUAAUUAUUCUAAAAAAAAUAGAAGUAUAUUUCCUCUUAUGUACUCAUAUUAUAAUACAGAAUAUUUAGGCGCAGCUCAUGGUUUGAGUACAAUUCUACAAGCAUUAAUUUCAUUUCCUUGUUUUAUUGAGAAAGAACAAAAAGCUAUGGAAGAUAUUAAAACAUGUAUAGAUAUACUGAUAUCAUUACAAACAACAAGUGGUAAUUUUCCUUGUGCAAUGGAUGAAUUAAAUUCAAGAAAAAGACCUGAAAGUGAUGAACUGGUUCAUUGGUGUCACGGAGCUCCAGGUGUUAUAUACUUAUUAGCUAAAGCAUAUUUGGUUUUUAAAGAACCUUCUUAUUUGGAAUGUUGUUUAAAAUGUGGAGACUUGGUAUGGACAAAAGGACUAUUAAAAAAAGGCCCUGGAUUAUGUCAUGGAAUAGCUGGGAACGGAUAUGUUUUCUUACUAUUAUAUAGAUUGACUGGCGAUAAAAAACAUUUAAACCGAGCUGUACAAUUUGGUAAAUUUAUAUUCACUGAUGAAUGUAUUCAAGGAUCUAGAAGACCAGACAAUUUGUACAGUUUAUAUGAAGGAUUAGCUGGCACAGUGUGUUAUUUGAGUGAUUUAACCCAACCAGAGAAAGCUAGUUUCCCAUUUUUAGAUGUGUUUUAAUUAUAUUUUUUUUUCAUACCAAACAAAUAUUAAAUGUUUACUUAUGUACAUGUAAUUUAUUUCAAUACAUAUUUUGAUAUUAGAUUAAGUGAAAAGCAACUCAUACUCCUAUACAGAAAUCUGUUUUUAUUAUUUUUAUGACAACAUUUUGGUCUAAUAAUAUGUAACCGUGGUAUAGACCAAUAGACCAUAGACGUAUAGUAAAUUCAUUGUGCCAAAGUUUAUUUGUUAAAACUCAUUUUCUAGGUACUUUGUAUAAAUUAUUAAUUUCUACUUUAUUCUUAAUUUAUGUAAUGUAAAAUAUUAAUAUAUAAAAAUGUUUAAGCAAUGAAAAACUAAAGUCACAGUCUAAGAUAGAAACAUAAAAAAAAUUUAAGUUGUA